This is a messenger RNA of Linum trigynum, 2427 nucleotides long. NCBI's taxonomy places the organism in Eukaryota, Viridiplantae, Streptophyta, Magnoliopsida, Malpighiales, Linaceae. The record is from the annotation of a GenBank genome assembly.
AGACAAUGAAGAUGAAGAUAAUAAUAAAUAAAUAAAUCUACUGCUACAGUCUACACAUAAGUUGGCGAUGAUAUGUGUUGUUGAUGGUAUUGACUUAGUUAGAGUGUUAGUGGUGUUUUAUUGGAUUUUCAAGUUUAACAGAAAUCAAAAUCAUGAUGAUACUAACGUAUGUGUACUUUUUUCUAAAUGGAGCCACCUUAAACAAAAUUCUAGCUACGCUCCUGGUUUUUUUUUUCCAAGAAAUGUCAAUAGAGAAAAUUAUACAAUCUACCAAGACCCUUCCCAACCCAUUACAUCAAUGAAGCUACCCAAAAAAGUCAAAGGAACAUAACUCAAGAGGAGAGAGUAACAGGGCUUUCUGUGCCACUCUAUGGGCAGCCCUGUUAGCAGUCCGGAGAACUGCCUUAAUUGGUUUAUAAUAUGGUAUCAGACCUGAUUUGCUUGAAACUCCAGACAAUUUAAUUGAGUAAUGUUUAAUUUGCACAGUGCUAUUGAUCACAAUCACGACGGGCUUAAAAGCCUGUAACUCGACCCAUGUGUGUUAUCUGAAACUAUCCACCAAAGCAAGCCCUUAUUAACAAUGCAUGAUUCAAGCUAAAUUGAGCAAUCCAAUUUGAUUCAAUAUUUUUUCAACGAUCCUUUUAUUUUUCAGCCCUUCAAAUAUCCUCAUAGGAAGGAAGACCUUCAAAAAAAUCAUUUAUAUGCAACAAGAAAAAGUCUAAUCAAAUAAAAUGAUACUCCUUUUUGUCACAGACAAUAGAAGAAAAUAGAUAAUCAAAAUACAACACUCAACCAAACACGACGACAAUCAUUGUCGAACUGUCAAUGAAAAAGUCUUAUAAGCUGCUAAAUAGACAUUUAUGUUGUACAAUAGAGGGAUAUCCGUAAAUGUAAUGUACAAGAGAAUAAAGAAAAUGACAUCAAAAUCAUCCUCUAAAUUUGUAACAUUAAAAAAGGUUUUUGCUUUAUCUUAUUUUUUUGUUGUCAAUAGAUCACUCGUUAUAAGAGGAAAUCAUUCAGAUACAUUGUAGCAAGAGGGUUCAAACAUCCCUCGAAUGAAGCCAAGAACAGAAGUCGAACCUCGAAAACAAUUAAGGCGACAUACUUAGAGCUUUACGGGCCACACAAUGAGCCGCUCUGUUUCGAACUCUACCCAAGAACACAACCUGAGACACAUCAACGAUUUCAAGAAGAUGGAAGAUUUCUUGCAGGAGCACACCAAUCUUGUUGUCAGCCGCGUCCCUAGCCAAACAUUUGUCUAUGAUAAAUUUCGCAUCACCGCCAAUGGAUACCUCUUGCAACCUCCUCCUGUAACAAUUUGCCAAGCAAUCCCUCAUCCCCAAAGCUUCCAAGAUAUAUGGAUCUGCAAUUCCAUCAUACCGCCCAGCAGCAGCCCCGAUAGUCCCGCCUGAAGGAUAAAAAAAAACAUAUCCUAUUGUUCCAUACCCUUGAGAUGAAGUUGCAGCGUCAAAUGUAGCCUGGAUACCAUGACUAGCACGAAAAGCCUGCAAUGGAAUGGGAACAGAAGGUUAUGUAUGAUAGACAUUGUUAGGAAGAAGUAAAGCUUGUUCCACUUCCUUAACCUGAUGUAACCAUUGAUGCGCUAAAACAUGCAGUUGGAGUUGCUUUGCUUGGAACACCACCGAACACCUAUUCUUCCACAACCGCCAAAGCAAGCAAACCACCUGCAGAAUCAAAAAAUCCUCAUAUGGACCAUGAACCUUACUGAGAGUGUACCUAAUGAAACCCUGAAACGUCUGUUUCUCAGCCUGUCUCCAAAAUUUAUGCAUACCAAUCAAUCUCCAGAAUUUUCUAGCAACCAAACAGGAGAAGAACAAGUGUUCAACUGUUUCCUCUUUUCUACCAUAAACCAGACAAAUGGGAAUUAAAUCCAUACCUCGAAUCGCCAAUGCCUCCUUAGUUGAAAGAAUACGAUGUAAUCCUUGCCACAAAAAGAAUAUCAACUUAGGUGGCACUUUCCUAUCCCAAACCCAUUGCCAUAACAUCCUAUACAUACAUAAAACUUGAUGUUUAUUAGUGGAAGAAACAAGCUGCAAAGAAGAGAGGUAUAGAUAUGCAGAUUUAACAGAAAAAAUUCCAGAGGAUUCAAAAAUGCCAGACCAGCUUUAUCUUACUUUUUGGUAGGAGCAUUUUAGUUUAUGUGUAGCUCUUAAUUUCUGCAGGAAUGCUAGACCAUUCGGGCCACAAUUAAACAUCCGAGCCCAACAUUUAUAGCCCAAUCAUUUAACAAGGCCUCUGUCUAGUUAUCUUCCCAACCCAAGUCCUCUUGCCACCACUUCAUACAAUCUGGCCCAAAAAUCUGGCCCAUAUUCUUUCCUUUAUCUAUUCUCCAAAUCUCGAUUGUUGAUUAACUGAAGAAUUAGUAACUAAUUGUUUUGGCGGGAAUAAUAAAACACCUGGCACGGU